AUGAAUCUAAACAAGCAGAACGUCAACGCAGUAGUCAAGUUUUCUGCCAUCACAUCGGUCAUUGCCCUGGCUCAGCCGCUGUACCAACACCCCUAUCGAGCCAGCAAGAGCUCUGAUCCCAUCAGCGACAUACUGAAUUCCUUCCACAUGACAAGAGGCAUAAGAAUAGUCCUGGAACGUCAAUGGCAGAUGGAAGGCAUUCACCGUGACCCAGACGCAGGACCCAAUCUGGACGACCAAGACCCCUGGCAGCAGGAUCUGAUGCCCAAAUACCCACCUUACCCAAUCCUACGCGAGUUGAUCUCGUCUCAUUGCACGUCCGACACCGACAAAUUAGUUUGUCUCGAUGCAACAAGAAAGAUCUUCUCAUUCAUCAGUCUUUUGGAGGACCAUCCAAACUUACACCCCGAUGCCCGAUUGAUACAAAUCUGGCCCAUCGAGAUCAAGAAGCACUUUCUCAACAUGCUGAUCGCACGGGAACCCAUCGCUCUGUUGAUCCUUGGCUACUAUACAGUCCUCAUGAGAUUGAGAUCGGAUACCAUGUGGCCUUUUGAUGCUUGGCCACGAAAGCUUCUAUGCAGGAUCGAAGAGGGCUUGCGAGAUGAUUGGAGCGAGUAUCUGGAGUGGCCAAGGAGUAGGGUGCUUUCAUAG
This is a messenger RNA of Aureobasidium uvarum, 651 nucleotides long. NCBI's taxonomy places the organism in Eukaryota, Fungi, Ascomycota, Dothideomycetes, Dothideales, Saccotheciaceae. The record is from the annotation of a GenBank genome assembly.